This is a messenger RNA of Clonostachys rhizophaga, 1476 nucleotides long. The record is from the annotation of a GenBank genome assembly. Lineage: Eukaryota; Fungi; Ascomycota; Sordariomycetes; Hypocreales; Bionectriaceae.
AUGAGCACUGAGAAAAUGCAUCAAGGUUCCCGAAAUGUGUCCCCGCAUAAAGCCACAGCCCAUCAGGGCGCUCAGACGGACGAUGAGGUGCUGGUUCGCCUGGGCCACGAACAAGAACUCCCCCGAAGCUUCUCAAUGUUCACACUAGCUGCUCUUUGUUCGUGUCUCAUGGCAACAUGGGAAGCAUUGGCAAGUGUCUUGGCUACGGCUCUUGUGAGCGGCGGCCCACCUUGCCUGCUCUACAACUAUAUAGCAGCCUUAGUCUUUACUGCCUGCAUUACUGUGUCGUUGGCCGAAAUCGCAUCCAUUUAUCCGACCGCUGGAGGCCAAUAUCACUGGGUGUCCGCUAUGAGCCCACCCUCGAAAAGGUCACUGCCGGCCUUCUUGACAGGCUGGAUUUCCAUUGGAGGCCAGAUUUUGUUCUCCGCUUCUGCUGCGUUUGCUGGAGGACUCCAGAUGCAAGGCUUGAUCGUGUUAAACAACGAUGGCUUCGUAUCGGAGCCCUGGCAAGGUGUGCUGUUUUAUUGGGCCAUCUUGGCCUACUCCGCCGCAACUAAUAUUUGGGGCCUCAGAGUUCUACCUCAUAUUAAUACAGCUGCUGGAGUUCUUCAUCUGGCAGGAUUCAUUGGAGUUGUUAUCACCUUGCUGGUGAUGGCGAACAAAAACUCUGCAUCAUAUGACGCGGCGUGUCAUCUUUCCGAGGAGCUGCCCAACGCGAGCCGCAACGUGCCACUUGCCAUGAUGUACAGCGUUCUCCUUAACGGUAUCACUGGACUGGCUUAUUGCAUCGUCCUUCUGUUUGCGACCACGUCACUAGACUCACUCUUGCAAACCCCCACCCAAUUCCCGUUCAUGGAGGUGUAUCUUCAAGCUACGCAGUCCAGGGCCGGCGCCACUGUCUUGUCUGUGAUCAUCCCCAUCAUUGCUGCUGCGGCGAGUAUGGCCGGCUUGACAUCAAGUUCUCGAACUUUGUGGGCCUUCGCCCGUGACAAAGCCACACCAUUCCACGAGCAACUGAGUAGAGUCGACGGGAAUCUCCAUAUCCCGAAAAACGCCGUGCUUACAUGCGUGGCUUUUCAAUGGGCUAUCGGCUUGAUUUAUCUCGGCAGCACGACCGCCUUCAACGCCAUCAUUUCCAUGGCUAUCAUUGGGAUGUACCUCUCAUAUCUGAUACCGAUUGUUUACAUGCUCCUCUAUGGGCGUAGGCAAAACAUUAGUCAGAUAUCGAGAUACAUGAAACUCCCCAACUGGCUGGGAAUUUGCCUCAACAUCGCUUCCAUCGUUUGGAUGGUAGUUGCGAUUAUCUUCAGCACGUUCCCAAUCCUUAUGCCGGUUACAUCCACCAACAUGAAUUAUUCUAUUGUUGUCAUGGCUGGCUGGCUGUUUUUUGGUGCUGUAUAUUAUUUCAUUUGGGGAAGAAAGAAGUUUGAGGCUCCGAUGUCCGACGCUUCUGUUAUUCUAACUGUGGGACGGUAA